Babesia ovata is the source of this 1506-nucleotide messenger RNA. Its product is annotated as Ribosome-binding protein 1. NCBI's taxonomy places the organism in Eukaryota, Apicomplexa, Aconoidasida, Piroplasmida, Babesiidae. The transcript has a single exon. The record is from RefSeq and is a predicted model, not a curated record. Bases 1 to 1506 code for a protein of 501 amino acids.
AUGCUCCACUGGAUGGUUGGAUUGAAUCAAUAUGGGUAUGUUGCGAUUAUUAAAAAGCAUAUUGAAGACCUUUUGAGGGAGCUUAACGAGGAUGCCUCACAGCUCUCAGAUGCCCUCGAGGUCACUGGGGAUCCCACUCAGCUGACCGCUUCCCAUAUCUCCAACACUCUGACACAGGCGUGUCUCUACUCUGCCAGCGUUCUCCACAGGAUUAGGUAUAAAGACAUUUCGACAGCUGUUUCAACCCUUGACUUCAGCUCAGAAUAUUCCAAGCUUUAUUAUUCCAUCGACCCCGCCUGCCUCCUCUGCCAGCUGCGGGACUACGUCUACGCCUGCUGCCACCAGUUGGCGUUCCUAAGGUCACAGUGUAAUCGUAACACCAAGGAUGGCGGUUGGCAGGAUCGUCAUUACGGCAGUGAUGUAUCAUCUCCCAAGUCCCCCCUCCAGGACUUCCUGACUGACGCCUCGGACUCCAAGUUCGAGACGCAUCCCUUCGACCCCUGCAACAUCUGCCUCAAGAGCCGUGUCAACAUGGGAUUCACAAAGGAUGAUUUGCCUACACCUAACGAAACUGGCAGCCAUAUUCACACCAUCCUCACUCCCAGCUGCGGCGGCGACGAUCCCUUGCUGACAUUGACCUCUUACCUCACCUGCAUCACCAGCCGGACGCCGCGCACCACCGGGGAGCUUGUGUCUUUCUUCCACAAUUUCGGCAAUUCACUAUACAAGCCUCAUCCACACUUGUCCCAACUAGGCUCCGCCCUCUCCAAGCCACAUCCUCACUGCCCCGACUGGGACCACCUUGCUGCCGACGACCUCCAAGCUAUCAGGGACGCACGGGGCUCCGCCACUCCCACCUCCAACCACAUCCACGACAAGGACCAUCCCAAGACCCUGUCCACGCUACUUGGCUGUGGCAUCACCAAUGCACAGUGCCCACCGCAUGUUUCGUCCACCACCUACCGGGCCUACGCCCUGUACUCUUCCAGCUUCGCGCACGCCUACCUCAGCUGGGCGGUCUACCUGGCAGACAGACUGUGGGAGUCAUUGCUCAAGCUGCACUAUGAUCUCGAGAACCUUCAAUGUCACGACUCCAAGUCCAAGCCCCUCCACCAGUGUACCAAGGCCCUGCCGCUGCUCUACUCUCACGGCAUCACGCCGCCAGACGGGACAGUGCAGUCCUCACUCACGUGUUCGGCUGCCGUCACCAAGCUGGGAGAUGUGGUCGCCGGAAAGCCUAUCGCAAGCCUCAUGACCGCCAUGGACGAGUUCCUAUACCGCAUCCGUGCGCCCUUCCUCUACACCAUCACAGCACUCUGGCUCAUCGCCACGCUCUACAUCCUCCACUCACUCCUCUACCGCAUGGACGUCCUGCGCAUCCGCUCCCACCUCCUCACCACCAGGGCCUCACACCUCAUCGACGUCAAGGCGCUGCUCGCCGGCAGCCGCAGGAUGCUCUCACUCUACAAAGACGUCGACUACUUCGACGAUGACCUUCACUCAUGA